AUGGCCAUGAGUUGGGCAGUCGCAAGCAGACCUGUGGACAUCGGGGUUCCGAAUGAAUGGCGUAUUCACCCGAAUACCCGGGGCUUCAUUCGGAUGUCCGCAGCACCAGUGUAUUUCAGUGCAGAUGCUCCAGCCAGAUCGGGGGCGGUGCUUGUGGCCUUGUGGCUGGCUUUUCGUGGAGGGGCUCAGAGGGGACGGACCCGUUUCUGGGGGUUGAACUUUCAACAGGAGCAGGUUGUAAAGGCCCCGCCAGGUGCGCACCUGGUCGUAGCUGGUGCUGGAACCGGAAAGACCAAGGUGUUGACUGAGCGAUUGGUCCAUUUGUUGAAGGAAGGUGUGGAGCCCAGCAGGGUUGUGCUCCUGACUUUCACUCGCAAAGCCGCUGAGGAAAUGAAGUUUAGAGCAGAGUCGCUUAUGGGACAUGGUAUUGGCCGCGGGUUGAGAUCUGGAACAUUUCAUGGCUUCUGCCUUGAUCUGCUUUCAAGAUACACAACUCGACUCGGGUUCCUCGAGGGCCUGACAGUGCUGGAUGUGGAUGAUGCCACGGACAUGGUUCAGCAGAUCCGCCGAGGCCUGGGCCUGGCCGGUAGGAAGCAAGCCUUUCCGAGCGCUGGCGAGCUCUUCCGCCUCUUCUCCCGGAGCGUGAACUCUGGCACCCCACUGACAGAGUUGUCGCUGAGGGGCAAAUACUACGAUCACCUAGAUGGCAUAGGGGCUGUGUGGGAAGCCUUUGAGGAAGCGAAGCAACGCCAAAACUGCAUGGACUUCAAUGAUCUGCUGCUGCGGUGCGACAAGCUACUGCGAGAAGAUGAGCAAGUGCGCUUGGUUGAAGCUGGGGCCUGUGAGCAUCUGCUUGUGGAUGAGUAUCAAGACACCAAUCCUCUCCAGGCUUCGCUGGUGCAGCAGCUGAGCUCUGUGCACGGCAACGUCGUUGCCGUGGGCGAUGAUGCCCAGAGCAUAUACGGCUUCCGUGGAGCGAGCGUAGAGAACAUGUGGCAAUUUGUUGAUACGUUCGACAGCGGUGAACCUCUUUUCCUUGAGGACAACUACCGCAGUACACAGCCAAUCUUGGAUUUGGCCAAUGCCGUUCUCAGUGGGUCAACAAUCCACUACAGUAAAGAACUGCGCUCUGACGUCGGGACGGGUCUAAAGCCACAGCUGCUGAAGUUCGACUCCCAUUUCAGCGAGGCCGCGUGGGUUGCAGCAGAAAUCCAGAACCUGCACAGACAGGGUGUGCCUCUCAAGAACAUAGCUGUGCUGUAUCGCACGAAUCGAACCUGCAACCCGCUGGAAACACAGCUUCUUCAAGGCGGUAUCAACUACCGCACAUCCGGACAGAGAAUUUCUUCUCGAAGUCAUGUGAAGGACGUGUUCGCUGCGCUUUCCGUGCACCUCAAUCCCUUGGAUUUGGUGAGCUGGACCAGGGUGCUGAAAUUGUUCACGGGACUUGGUGAGAUAACGGCGCGAAAGGUUGUGAAUAAGAUAAAGACGCAUGUUCCUCCACAGCUGGACGCAAAGCAUUGGGAAGGCAAGAAGUUCUAUCCAGAUCUUUGUGAACUGCAGCAGCUCAUGUCCGAACUCAGCGCCCAAUCUGACCCUGCAGCCUGCCUGGAGCUCACUCGAUUGUGGUAUACGAAGUACCUGACAGACAAGCAUGAGAACCGCAAGGAGCGAAUGGAGGACUUGCUUGCGCUGAAGGAUGCUGCUGGCGGUUUCAGCUGCCUUCAAGACCUGGUGAAUGCUUUCCGUCUGGACGGUGGGACGUGGUGUUUAUCCUGGGUGUUGGCACAAAGUUCGACUGGGGGGCAUUUCACCUUGAAGCAAUGGAAGAACUUCGUCGGGCCUGCUCAGAUUUCCGUGUCGGGGCGGGGCGGGGAAGACGGACGUCCUGUCAAGGUCCUGUGGGUACUCCUGUUACUCAACUGCGAGCGGCUCCUACGCGCGGUGCCCCCAGGUGCUGCCUGGAUGCCCACCUCGCCGCUGCAGCCAUCGCAAGUCUACCGGAACCUUCCGCCAGGCAAUUCGACACCUCAGCUGGUUGCCUCUGUUCUGGCCACCCCUCGCCGCGAGAAUUCCGCAAGCCCCUGGCGCCAGAGGCCAAGCGAGGUGUUCGCGCGGCCAGCAGGCAUCCCAAAUCACAUCAUCACGCCUCGUGCUUUCGGUGCCCACAUGGCACCAGCAGUGCACAUCGUGAACUAG
Messenger RNA from Symbiodinium pilosum, 2199 nucleotides. The record is from the annotation of a GenBank genome assembly. Lineage: Eukaryota; Dinophyceae; Suessiales; Symbiodiniaceae.